GAUGACUCAAGCUCCAUUUACUACAAAACAGACUCACAUUCGCCUGUAUCUUUACCACAUCUUCAUUUUGUAGUGAAGCAGUGCUCCCUAAAAACUCUCAAAAUGGCUCUCUCACUCUUCACCGUCGGACAAUUAAUUUUCUUAUUUUGGACAAUAAGAAUCAAUGAAGCCAGCCCCGACCCCGCAGCCAAAGCCGCCCCAGUCGCCGACCCUGCCGCAGCCGCUGUAGCCCCCGCCGCUGACGCCUUCUCAGCAGCCGCCGACACUGCCUCUGACGCCGCCGCCGCCGCCGCCGCCACCGCCGCCAAAGCCAAAGCCGCCGCCGAAAAAACCGCCCAAGACGCCGCUGCAGCAGCCGCAGCCACCGCCAGAGGUUAAGGAUCGUGGUCGUCUUGAUGUGGGAUCAUGUGAACAUCUGAGCAGCGAGAUGUUACCAAUCUGCUGAAUAAACAUGAGAACCUGUUUGUUGAAAA
This is a messenger RNA of Platichthys flesus (European flounder), 473 nucleotides long. Its product is annotated as ice-structuring protein A-like. Bases 103 to 378 code for a protein of 91 amino acids. The transcript is spliced from 2 exons. The record is from RefSeq and is a predicted model, not a curated record. Gene Ontology annotation, molecular function: ice binding. Lineage: Eukaryota; Metazoa; Chordata; Actinopteri; Pleuronectiformes; Pleuronectidae.